AUGGCCUUGAGCUCCUUGAGUUUGGCAAUUAAUUCGUCAACAGAACCAACCUUCAAACCACCCUGUCUUGCUGGAGGGUCUUCAAGUUUUAAAAUUUCGAGUCUCUUCUCGAUAGAGACGCCCAAAUCUUCCACCUUGAGCUUCUCCAAAGGCUUCUUUUUGGCCUUCAUCAUCUUUGGGAGUGUCACAAACUUAGGCUCGUUCAAUCUCAAAUCGGUGGUAAUAAUCAUUGGCAAAGACGCUUUGACAACUUCCACACCUCCGUCUAUUUCUCGCUCGACUUCAACGGUUGAAUCGCUGUUGAUCUUAACUUUCGAUGCAUUUGUUGCUUGUGGCCAGUUAAGCAGGCCGGCAAGCAUCUGGCCAGUUUGGUUUGAAUCAUCAUCAAUAGCUUGUUUACCCAAAAUGAUCAAGUUCGAGUUCUGUCUUUCUUGA
Molecule: messenger RNA, 435 nt
Organism: Ogataea philodendri
Lineage: Eukaryota; Fungi; Ascomycota; Pichiomycetes; Pichiales; Pichiaceae
Exons: 1
Coding region: 1-435 (144 amino acids)
Source: RefSeq, a predicted model, not a curated record